Messenger RNA from Leptomonas pyrrhocoris, 808 nucleotides. RefSeq lists its product as hypothetical. The record is from RefSeq and is a predicted model, not a curated record. The transcript has a single exon. The coding region runs from base 311 to 808 and encodes 165 amino acids. NCBI's taxonomy places the organism in Eukaryota, Euglenozoa, Kinetoplastea, Trypanosomatida, Trypanosomatidae.
AGUUCUCCUGUCCCAACUUCAUCUUUGCCCCGUCGCAAGUCAUUGCGGCUCAGCGGCUCGACAUACCACAAAAACUCAGGAAGGAUACGGCAGUCAGUGUGUGUUUGAAAAAAUUGAGGGAGUCACUUCAGCGGGUACAACGAGCGUACCUACAUGUCAUACCUCUUCCCCCACACACAACCUCCUCAAACGUGACGGGAGGGCAUUCUCCUUUUCCCGGCAUUUGUCUUUGCUGAUCACUUCUGUUUUUUUCUUCAGUAUUGUUCUCUCUCACGUUGCCUCGACUCUCCCUCCUUCGUGGAAGUCAAACAUGCGUCCUCCAUCGCGGCCGUCCGCCUCCUCCAACAACGAUGAUCGCCGCGGCAAUCGUAAACGCAGCGACGACGACGGCGGCGACGGCGGUGGCCUUGUAGGUGCCCUCGUCGUAGGCGCUGUUUUUCUUGCCAUCGCCGCUGUGUCGUACUUCAGCAGUAAAGAGCCCGAAGCAGAGGCCGCGUGUGAGAAGGACAGCGGGUACUACACGCUGCCGAAGCGGGGCGACAGGGGGGAUGUGGCGAGCGACGACGAUGGCGGGAGCCGCUGUGGGGGGUCGAGUUUCGCUGGACCAACGUGCGUGUGCUGCCGUGUGCGGCCGCAGCGCUUCAUGUUUGUGAAGUGCCGGCACAUUUGUCUGUGUGAGACGUGCUUGAUCCGCAUGGGUCGCGAUUACGAGGACACCAAGCUGCAGGGGAGCUUCGACGGUGCGGUGAAGAUGCCGUGUCCGGUGUGUCGACAAGUGAGCUGCGUGGUGGAGACGUACGCGGCUUGA